This is a messenger RNA of Nicrophorus vespilloides, 215 nucleotides long. RefSeq names its product N-acylneuraminate cytidylyltransferase-like. The record is from RefSeq and is a predicted model, not a curated record. The transcript is spliced from 2 exons. Gene Ontology annotation, molecular function: N-acylneuraminate cytidylyltransferase activity. The annotation marks the transcript as partial. NCBI's taxonomy places the organism in Eukaryota, Metazoa, Arthropoda, Insecta, Coleoptera, Silphidae.
UCAAUUCGACGAUGCUUCGAGCGCUUGUUUUUCUGAUCCUCGUCACGGCUGGUCACGAUUCCUGCGAUUUCAGGCAACGAAGUAAACACGUGGCUGCGGUGGUUUUGGCACGCGGCGGCUCCAAGGGGAUUCCCCUGAAGAACCUGGCGCCGGUCGGCGGACGUAGCCUGCUGCGAAUCUCGCUGGAGGAGGCGCUCUCCGUCGGUUUCGAUAGC